UUGUUCUUCCUUGGUCCUAACCUGGACCAUAACACUAUCUAUCUAUCUAUCUAUCUAUCUAUCUAUCUAUCUAUCUAUCUAUCUAUCUAUCUAUCUAUCUCAGUCUGUUCAUAUCUAUCCAUGCAUUUUCAGGUCAAGAAUAAGAAAAGAUGGAGUCAGAUAAUGUAUAUGUCUUAUGUGUUAGACUUUUUACUGAAGAAGGAAAAGAACAAUCCGUCGGAAAUUGAAGGUUUUAUUUUGACCACCGAUGCUGAUGUGUUAUUCACGCCAGUCUCUGUGGAGGCCCUAAUGGAUCUCAUGACUCGAGAUGAAGCAGUGGGCGCCGUCUGUGCCCGUACCCAUCCACUUGGUGACGGGCCGGUCGUGUGGUAUCAACUAUCAUCUUCUGCCUCACCGGCUAUCCUCUCCCGCCUCACCAGCUAUUAUCUUCUGCCUCAACGGCUAUCCUCUCACGCCUCACUGGCUAUCAUCUCCCGCCUCACCAGCUAUCAUCUUCCGCCUCACCGGCUAUCAUCUUCUGCCUCACCAGCUAUCAUCUUCUGCCUCACCGGCUAUCAUCUUCCGCCUCACCGGCUAUCAUCUUCCGCUUCACCUGCUAUCAUCUUCCGCCUCACCGGCUAUCUUCUCCAGGCCUCACCAGCUAUCAUCUUCUGCCUCACCGGCUAUCAUCUUCCUUCUCACCAGCUAUCAUCUUCCGCCUCACCGGCUAUCUUCUCCAGGCCUCACCAGCUAUCAUCUUCUGCCUCACCGGCUAAAAUCUUACGCCUCACCGGCUAUCAUCUUCUGCCUCACCGGCUAUCCUCUCCCGCCUCACCAGCUAUCAUCUUCUGCCUCACCGGCUAUCCCCUCCCGCCUCACCUGCUAUCAUCUUCUGCCUCACCGGCUAUCAUCGUCCGCCUCACUGGCUAUCAUCUUCCGCCUCACCAGCUAUCAUCUUCCGCCUCACCGGCUAUCUUCUCCCGCCUCACCAGCUAUCAUCUUCUGCCUCACCGGCUAUCCCCUCCCGCCUCACCUGCUAUCAUCUUCUGCCUCACCGGCAAUCAUCUUCCGCCUCACUGGCUAUCAUCUUCCGCCUCACCAGCUAUCAUCUUCCGCCUCACCGGCUAUCUUCUCCCGCCUCACCAGCUAUCAUCUUCCGCCUCACCGGCUAUCAUCUUCCGCCUCACCAGCUAUCAUCUUCUGCCUCACUGGCUAUCCUCUCCCACCUCACCAGCUAUCAUCUUCCGCCUCACCGGCUAUCAUUUUCCGCCUCUCCUGCUAUCCUCUUCCACCGCACCAUUUUGGAAUCACUGUCAUAAUCCAGUCGGAAGACUUUCAAAUCUAUCUAUCUAUCUAUCUAUCUAUCUAUCUAUACAUACAUAUCUACAUUCUUCGGCGAAAUUUCUGACAUUUAUUUAUGCCAUCGUCAUGAGUGUUGUUGUAAUCGGCACUGCAGUUCAAAUAGCCAAGGAUAUUCAAGAAAAUCAAGGUUUGUCCGACGAAUUGCCACUCUCCAUCAGUGACCUUUAUUUAUUUGGUUUAAUGGGCAUCUUUAUACUGACGUCUCUUCUUCAUAUUACCGAAUCUCUCCCCAUUGAGUUUUUCUCCCUUGAGUUUCUCUUCUCUGAGUCCCUCUCCCCUGAGUCUCUCUCCACUGAGUCUCUCUCCCUUGAGUUUCUCUUCCCUGAGUCUCUCUCCCUUGAGUUUCUCUCUCCUGAGUCUCUCUCCCUUGAGUCUCUCCCCCUGAGUCUCUCUCCCUUGAGUCUCUCCCCACUGAGUCUCUCUCCACUGAGUCUCUCUCCCUUGAGUUUCUCUCCCUUGAGUUUCUCUUCCCUAAGUCUCUCUCCCUUGAGUCUCUCUCCCUUGAGUUUCUCUUCCCUGAGUCUCUCUCCCUUGAGUUUCUCCCCCCCCGAGUCUCUCUCCCUUGAGUUUCUCUCUCCUGAGUCUCUCUCCCCUGAGUCUCUCCCCACUGAGUCUCUCUCCCUUGAGUCUCUCUCAACUGUCGCUGAAUCACAAGCGUUGGCUUGCCAAACGAGUAAGAAGCAAAUGAACAAAACCGAAACGGAUAGUGAAGAUGAACCGGAAACAACGAAGCAGAAUUCACCGGAAAUAGCAAAAUCGUUUUUCCCCCCAGGUAAGAAGGCGAUUAUUUAG
Messenger RNA from Acanthosepion pharaonis, 2133 nucleotides. The record is from the annotation of a GenBank genome assembly. Lineage: Eukaryota; Metazoa; Mollusca; Cephalopoda; Sepiida; Sepiidae.